AUGGAGGGUAAAAGUUCAGGACCUUCGUGCUCCGUCAAUCUGGUCGCACACCCUCGAGCCAAAAGCAAAGUGUGGAAAUACUUUGGCUUUGACACGGAUGCAGACGGCUGCAUUCUGCACUGGAAACGGAUUUACUGUCGAGUUUGUAUGAGUCAGAUUGCUUACUCUGGAAACACAUCCAAUCUGUCGUACCACCUGGAAAAGAACCACCCCGUCGAGUUCAGUGAGUUUGUGAAGAGCAACGCUGAUCCGAUGCGUGGGGCGUUCGCCUCGGCGUUCUCCAGAAUAAAGACUGAACCUUUAGUUGUACACGUCCAGCAACAGCCGCAGGACUUAAACUUCAGGCAGAGCUUACACUACGAAAACAGACGACACAAUGAACUGACCAAUGCUGUUGUUAACUUCAUCUGCGAGGGAUUGUACCCUGCAUCUGUUGUAGAGGAGCGUACCUUCAAGACCUUAAUGAGUACCAUCGAUCCCGGGUAUUCUCCUCCAAGCAAAACCGACCUGGCAGCUAAGAUGCUUCCUCAGAUGUACAAACGUACCCAGCAUGUGGUCUUUGGUGAGCUUGCCGGGGUUGUGAACUGUGGCGUGACUACAGAUCUUUGGCAAAGUCAAACCCAGAACCGAACUUACAUUUCUCUCUCUUUGCAUUCAGUCAACUUCAACAGUACAACUGGAUUCUCAAUGACGGACAGGUGCCUGAAAACGUUUGAGGUACAAGAGGACAACACAGCCGAGAACAUCACCAGAGGGAUGUAUGAAGCCUUUGUCGAAUGGGGGAUAACCCAUAAAGUCGUCGGUGCCACCACGAAUGGGUCAUUGGACAUCGUCAAAGCGUGCUCGCUCCUGGAACUAUCUGUGGAAAUGCCGUGUCUCGGACAUACCGUCAAUCGAGCGAUGGAUGAAGCCUUCCAGCUGCCGCAAGUAGACAGCUUUCUGGGAUGUUGCCGCAAACUUGUCGAUCACUUCCGGGAACCGGCGAUGUAUCUGCUGAGGGACAAACAAAGGCUGUAUGGCCUCGCUCAGUGUGCACUCAUCACGGACAGGGGGAGGUCUUGGUUGACCACAUUGGCCAUGUUGCAAAGGCUGAAAGAGCAACAGGUUGCUGUUACUGCGACACUUGUGGAGAGCUCCAGCAGCCAUCAUUCCAGCUUUGAUAGUCGCCACUGGUCCUUGUUGGAGGGCUUGAUCGGAGUCCUCCAGCCUUUCAAAGUUGUCGCAGACAUGAUGAGUUCGUGCAGGUACCCGACCAUCAGCAUGGUCCGUCCAGUGCUUCACAUGCUGCUGAACACUACCCUCAAGGUGAAGGAAGGGGACCUCAAAGAGAUCAGCAUGACCAAAGAGGUCAUCUCAAAGGUUCUAUCAGGCACCUAUUCCCAGAAUUCACAGCUCUCCCAAGAGAUCUCAACAUUCCUUAAUGUCGCUACCUUCCUGGAUCCACGGUACAAAAAGUUGCCCUUCCUGUCGGCUCAGGAUCGCACUAAGGUUGAGAACAACAUCAUUGAAGAGGCUAAAGCUGUCCUUGAGAAGCAGAUUGCAGAGCGACCAUGCUUGGAUGAGUUCUCCUUGGUAUCCGACGAGCCACCAACCAAAAAACCAACGAGAGAGGCUUCAUCCAGUAGCGUUUCCCAGGACAACCCUUUGGCGGCCAUAUUCUGCCAGUCCGAUUCAGACCAGAGCCAUGAGGAGCUGCAUGCACAGGUCAUAGAGGAGCUGAGCAACUACAAAUCCCAAAGAGUCCUUGGUCUGAAUGAGGAUCCCUUACUGUGGUGGUCCAGUCACGCGCCUUUGUUCCCAACGCUCCCAAAGGUGCUCCAGAAGUACUGGUGUGUUCCCCCCAUGAGCGUCCCCUGUCACAGGCUGUUCAGCUCCUCGGGAGCAGUCCUGUGUGGGAAAAGGAACCAGUUAUCUCCAGCUCUGGUAGAUCAGCAGGUCUUCUUAUACGAGAACUCAAGGAACUACUAUGAGCCUGAACCCUGUGAGGACGAUUCAGACGGAGUAUCGCAGGGAAACUCAAGUCUGGGUCAGCCUCUGGAAUGACUAUGUGCUUAAAACUUUAAAAGUGACUCACUUAAAUAAGUAAUCACUUUAACAGGCGUUAGGAUGAAAAUGUAAUGGAUCAGUAAUAUCUCACUUUAUUGGACUGUUUGCUUAUUUUCUCUAGAUGCUUUAUUUUGAAAUAAUUGUAGAAGAUGGACGCUGAUCUUACAUCUAUGCAUUAAAAAAAUGCUUCUUCUUAGCCUUAAGGUCGGGUUCAGGUAAGAAACAUAACAGCCAUAAUAUCUUUAUAACAGACUAAACUCUACAAUCAAAUGUUCUUAAAAUAAAUUCACGUUUGACUGUUUUUCCUUCUAAGGCCUCUCUGUAUGUUUUGUCUUCAGUAUUUCCAUCCUCUUUAAUUCAGUGUUUUUUUUUUCUUCAAUACAUUUUGUGCUGUGCAAGAAGGAUAAAACUAAACAAUGUUUUCCAGGUAACCCCCGAAGUUUGGAUUUUUAUUACAACAGUAGUGAACUUUUUAUGAAAACAGAUGCUGUUCAUUGUUUUUCCAUAAUUUAAAAAGUUGAUUUAGCUCUUUAAAUGGAUAAAAUGUGUUAACCUGGGUCCUUUUCUUUGUUUAUUUCUUCAUUCUGCAGCAGGUUAAACAGGUUGUAAUGUCUGCAACAUAAUCCUUGAUGGAUCAGCGUGUGUCCGAAACGUUGUUUUUGGCCCUGUGGUUUAACCUUGUAGGACACGGGAGUUGUUGAUCUACCGCUGCCUAAACUGUUAGUUUAUGGUGUUGUGAGACUUUGGUGUUUUAUAAGCCUACACCUGUAACUGGUGCAAGAUAACAAAACUAAAAAACAACCCGUUUAGGCAGCGGUAGAUCAACAACUCCCAUGUUCUGUCAGUCUGAGUGUGUUCAGACAUUAAAGAAAGGAUCCCUGCAGAGAGACGUAUUUAAGUUAAACCACAAACAGCUGGGACAUCACUUUCUACAAACACAACACACUACAUUCAGAAAAACUCUGAUUUUACCUCACAGGACUCAGGAGUUAUUGCUCUACCUCUGCUUUCAUUGGUUCAUUUUUAAGGCCCGAGCACACAAGGUUGCGAGUACCCUAAAGGAAGGAUUAUUAUUGCGAUAUUUUGUUCCUCAGACAUUUCGCGUUGAAUCCAAACGUAUCAUUCAGUAAACAAGGCAGAGGUAGAACAGCAGCUCCCAUGUCCUGCAGCUCUGGUGGCUUCACAGUGAGCGACCUGACGGAUCUUUCUGGAACGUAAAACUUGAAAUAAAAAAAAAAGAGUUGCACAGUGUUCUCACCCCGUCCCGUCUCUCCUCCC
Messenger RNA from Labrus bergylta (ballan wrasse), 3324 nucleotides. The record is from RefSeq and is a predicted model, not a curated record. NCBI's taxonomy places the organism in Eukaryota, Metazoa, Chordata, Actinopteri, Labriformes, Labridae.